GGGAGGAAGAUCUCGUCGUGUGCGUCCUCGCGGAUUUCCUUUGUAAUGGCGACGCAAGUGAAGUUCAUAUCAGACCCAGUUGUGAGGCGAGUGUUGACCUGGGACCGCCUUCUCCCUGCCGUCAGGAGGUCGCUCGAGGCGUUCUCCAGGGGCCCGAGGCAUCCCCAGGGCGCCGUCCAGCCACUCAGGACGUCGGUGUCUGUAGAAGAGCAUCAAGGGACGAUGCUGGUCAUGCCCGGGCUGAUGCCAGGCGAGGGAGGCAGCGCCGGCGCCCUGGCCACCAAGAUCGUGUCCCUCUUCCCCGGAAACGCUGCCAAGGGCCUCUCCACUCACCACGCCCUCGUCGUCCUGAUGGAGCCCGGCACCGGCGCGCCCCUGGCGAUCUUGGAGGGCGAGGCCAUCACGGAACUGCGGACGGCGGCGGCGUCGGCGGCGGCCACGCUGGAACUCGUCAGGGAGAAGCCAGGAGAGGUAACCCCAUUUGUAUGUUGCCAGGUUCGAAUCUGGGCACGGAAGCCUGAAGCCGCUGAAGCUCUGGUACUGCAGUUACAGGCCGAGGGUAUCUGUGCUGAACCAUCGACCACAGUGCAAGAGGCUUGCAAGUACACGUUUGAAAUGAAUAAUAGUAUGGUAUGCUAA
Messenger RNA from Penaeus chinensis, 639 nucleotides. RefSeq names its product ketimine reductase mu-crystallin-like. The coding region runs from base 46 to 639 and encodes 197 amino acids. Gene Ontology annotation, cellular component: cytoplasm. The transcript is spliced from 6 exons. Gene Ontology annotation, molecular function: hormone binding. The record is from RefSeq and is a predicted model, not a curated record. NCBI's taxonomy places the organism in Eukaryota, Metazoa, Arthropoda, Malacostraca, Decapoda, Penaeidae.